GAUUCCCUCGGCGGCAAUGGUUAUACUCUGAUGAUUGCGUGCGUGUCUCCUGCAGAUUCGAAUCACGACGAGACGUUGAAUACGAUUCGUUAUGCUGAAAGAGCCCAAAAAAUCAAGAAUAAACCUGUAAUCAAUAUCGAUCCUAAUGCAGCGGAAAUUAUGCGGUUGCGCACUGAAUCGGAAUCGCUGCAAAACGGCUACCGGGAUAUAGUUGUCAAAUUUCUGGCCGAGAGCGAUGAGCAUGCAGUCGCGGAGAUCAACACUACGUGGAGUGAACGACUAUCGUUGUUGAACAUCGAACUGAAUGAACUGGAUAGAAUUCGUAACAAAACCGCAGAUGGGGUCACCGACGAAGCUGUUAUCGAUGAGGCGAUGGACGAAGACGAAGAUGAUGUGGUUUUCAGCGCGAGGCAGCGUAAACUUGAUGAGGAAAUACAGUCAGUGCAGAUACAGAUUCGUGACAAAGAAGCACUCAUCGAAAGAGCUGCGUCAGACAGUUCCUACGUUGAACAAGACGCAAAAUUGACUGAAAUGGAACAGAGAAUCGAAGAUCUGGAAAACGAGAAGUCUAAUCUAGAGCAACAGCUGCGGUCUCUGCGAAAUACGGCGAUGUGCAAUCGCAAACGUGAUUUUGAAACAGCGAAGUUGAAGCAGUCGUUGGAGCAGAAGAUCAGCAUUUAUCGUAGAAAGCUGGAGCAGGAAUUUCUGAAGACUGAAAUCGAGAUGGCUUUCGACGCGGAAGAAGCUAAAAGGCACUGCGAUCGGUUAAUAGAGCAGCGAAAGGAAUUGGCGCAGGAAUGUACGAGCCUGAAAUUGCAGUACAAUGACUUGCUCAAUGGAAGCGAAGGAGGUGGUAGUCCUCCAUACAAAAAGGUCGCAAAGGAGGGUGGAAAUUCAAAUGAGCAGCGUAACAAGGAUGAUUUGAGAGCUGAUGUUGAAAAUUCCCUCAUGCUAUUGAAGCAUGAAAUCGACAUUAGGAACAACGAAAUUCGGGAGCUGCGGAUGAAGGCGUCAGCUUUCGAGUGUGAGUCACAUGAAAGCGACCGUUUCGCUGCUGCAGAUCUGGCAUCGGCAAGGUACCUUUUAAUGGAGCUAUUCGCCAUGGUAAUUGAGGCGAAAACAAACCUCUCAGAUCUGAGGGCAGAAAACGAAGAAUUAAAGCAAAAGGAUGAACAGUUACCGCAGACCAGCAGUUUCUCUAAUACCAACGUGAUACCCAGACAAGUGUAUGACAUUGAGAUGAACAUGUGCUAUGACAUUAUGCUGUGCUGUCUGAGUGAUGGCCAGCUAACCGAACAAAUGCAUUCUUUUUUGUCAAAGAAAAAAUCGUCGGACGAAAAGGCAUUACAAGUUUUGGAGGCGUUUGACCGAAUGACUGGAGACGUUUCCCAUUUGUUCGAGGUCUUCUUUAUCGCUCUUUUUAUGGAGCAGAACGGUCCUCGAUUCUUUCCAGCUGCUAGAGAUGGCCUUCUCAGUCAGGUAGCGACUGAAUCUAGCCGCGAGUGCGUGCCAGAAUGCGUGCCCACCGGCUUUCAUGAACUCAGUGCUAAUACCGUCCUUACCGGGAGCUUUUCCACUUUAAUCUGGAAGCUUGCGUUUCUUACUUAA
Molecule: messenger RNA, 1608 nt
Organism: Soboliphyme baturini
Lineage: Eukaryota; Metazoa; Nematoda; Enoplea; Dioctophymatida; Soboliphymatidae
Source: the annotation of a GenBank genome assembly